Molecule: messenger RNA, 1105 nt
Organism: Gossypium raimondii (Peruvian cotton)
Lineage: Eukaryota; Viridiplantae; Streptophyta; Magnoliopsida; Malvales; Malvaceae
Product: CASP-like protein 5A1
Exons: 3
Coding region: 334-870 (178 amino acids)
Cellular component (GO): membrane
Source: RefSeq, a predicted model, not a curated record
CAUUGCAAUUUGCAGGUCCAAAAAGAAAGCAUUUAUGCCCUUUGAAUUUUGACCUUCUUUUUUCUAAAGAGAUCAAAUCAAUGGUGGUUUCGUCUUGAUGGUAGGUUAAGAUUAGGCCCCACUUCUCUCAUGAAACUAAGGGCCCAGAUUCAAACUUUGUAACUAAAGUGGGUGAAUGAGAGCUGAGUAGCUCUGCAGACACGGGGGAAGGGAACUCAACCCCAGACUUUCCCCCCCUUCACUUUGCAAGCAAAGUUAAUGAAAAAUUAGAUCUUUUUUUUUUUUUCAGUUCUAUAAAAAUCCCUGACUUUCCCAUAAAGAGGAAGGGAAGCAAUGAACGUGAGCCGUCCGGCGGUGCACCCGGUGGAGGCUCCACCGAUGACGGAAGCGGCGGUCCAUGGUCCUAGAGUAAGGAUGAAGGACAUCCAAGGCAUGCCUGGGACUAAAGGUGGCCUCUUUCUUCGUCUUUCUCAGUUCAUUUUCUCCAUCAUUUCUGUCUCUGUCAUGGCCACCACCAAUGACUUCCGCUCUGCCACAGCUUUUUGUUACCUAGUUCUUGCUGUUGGCCUGCAAAGUUUGUGGAGCCUGUCCUUGGCAUUCGUUGACAUGUACGCCCUUUUGGUUAAACGAAGCCUGCGAAACUACAUAGCAAUCCGUUUGUUCACCAUUGGUGAUGGGAUCACUUCGACACUUACAUUCGCCGCUGCAUCUGCAUCAGCUGGCAUAACAGUCUUGAUUGACAAUGAUCUUGAUAAAUGUAGUGUGAAUCACUGCACUAAGUUCGAAACAGCUACAGCAAUGGCCUUCAUCAGCUGGUUUGCAAUGUCACCAUCCUUUCUGUUGAACUUCUGGUCAUUGGCUUCCCACUGAUAAUUGUGUUGCACUUCUGCUGUAAGCCUUUUGCAGACUUUCCAAUCUGCUGUAUUGUUGAUUACACCAACUCUGUAUAUAUAUUUUUUGCUAGGCUUCCAAUACUUGUAUCUUUGAGGGAACAGGGUAUUUAAAUUAUAAGUUACUUCCUUUCCCUCUAUUCGCUCAAUCCCUAACACUUGUUGGCUACUGAUCAUGGAUUUUCAAUGAUAAUGAUUAUUGAACUUCAAGCUUA